Molecule: messenger RNA, 2010 nt
Organism: Pistacia vera
Lineage: Eukaryota; Viridiplantae; Streptophyta; Magnoliopsida; Sapindales; Anacardiaceae
Product: primary amine oxidase-like
Exons: 5
Coding region: 1-2010 (669 amino acids)
Biological process (GO): amine metabolic process
Molecular function (GO): copper ion binding; quinone binding; primary methylamine oxidase activity
Source: RefSeq, a predicted model, not a curated record
AUGGCUGCUACAUUCAAAACCAUUUUCUUCUACUUUUUCCUUCAUAUCUUCUUCGUUUCCUCCAGCCACCAGUAUCAUCCUUUGGACUCUCUAACUCCAUCAGAGUUCAGUCAAGUCCAAACCAUUGUGACUAAAGCAUACCCAAUUUCAAACCACAACCUGACCUUUCAAUACGUAGGUUUAGAAGAACCAAGCAAGCCACUUAUUCUCUCAUGGCUCAAAGACAACACCACCGCGAACCCACCUCGCCAGGCCUUCGUUAUUGCACGUAUAGAUCAUCAGUCCCAUGAAAUCAUUGUCGACUUGCUGCAGCAGUCUAUUAUAUCUACUCAAAUUUACGAUGGUUAUGGCUACCCUACGCUCUCUAUUGAUGACCAAGAACGGGCAAACAAGUUGCCAUUCACUUACCCGCCCUUUGUGGCGUCUAUUAGAAAUAGAGAGCUCAAGCUUGAAGAGGUGGUGUGCCAGAGUUUCACUGUAGGUUGGUUCGGGGAGAAGAAGAAGAGUAAAAGAAUAGUCAAGGUUAUGUGCUAUUAUUCAGAUGGGACAGUGAAUAUAUACAUGAGACCAAUAGAGGGAAUCACAAUGAAGGUUGAUCUUGAAGAGAUGAAAAUCAUUGCGUUCAGUGAUAGAGCUAUCGUCCCUGUGCCGAAGGCUGAGGGGACUGAAUACAGAGAAUCCGAGCUAAAACCACCUUUCAGUCCAAGCUUGAAUAGGAUUACAGUAGUUCAACCUGACGGUCCAAGUUUCACAGUUGACGGACACAAAAUUAGGUGGGCGGACUGGGAAUUCCAUGUAAGUUUCGAUGCCAGAGCGGGGCUGAUUAUAUCGUUGGCAUCAAUUUACGAUCCCGAGAGGCAAGAGCUUCGUCGGGUAAUGUACAAAGCACAUGUGUCGGAGCUCUUUGUGCCAUACAUGGAUCUAACAAACGAGUGGUAUUACAGAACAUUCUUUGAUGCGGGUGAAUAUGGCUAUGGUUUAUGCGCAAUGCCGCUUCAGCCACUCAGAGAUUGCCCUGCUACUGCAGUUUUCUUGGACGUUUACUUUGCCGCCCAAGAUGGGUUGCCCCGGAAGAUUCCUAAUGUUUUCUGCAUUUUUGAACGCUAUGCAGGAGAUGUCAUGUGGCGCCACACUGAAGUUGGUAUUCCGGGAAAAAUGGUAAGAGAAGUUAGACAAGAGGUAACGUUAGUGGUGAGAAUGGUAUCAACAAUUGGAAAUUACGACUACAUCAAUGAUUGGGAAUUCACGCAAAGCGGCUCUAUCAAAGUCACGGUUGGGCUUACAGGACUGCUAGCAGUGAGGGGAACAAAAUACACUCAUAAAGAACAAAUAGAGGAGGAUGUUUACGGUACAUUGCUGGCACAAAAUACAAUAGGUGUACACCAUGAUCAUUUCCUUAACUACCGUCUUGAUCUUGACGUGGACGAUGAUGCCAAUUCCUUUGUCAAGUCCAAAUUGGGGACCGUCAAAAUUAAAGAUCAGAGAUCACCUAGAAAGAGCUACUGGAAGGUUGAUAGUCAAACGGCUAAAACGGAGUCUGAUGGAAGGGUCAAGCUUGGAUCAGAGUCAGCUGAUUUGCUAUUUGUGAACCCAAAUAAGAAGACCAAAAUGGGGAACCUUGUUGGCUACCGUCUGAUCCCUGAGGGAGUCACGAGUGCCCUUUUAUCGUACGAUGAUUAUCCGCAAAUCAGGGCGGAGUUCACCAACUAUAAUGUGUGGGUCACGGCAUAUAACAAAUCUGAAAAAUGGGCCGCGGGCCUUUACACUGAUCAAAGCCGUGGGGAUGACAAUUUAGCCGUAUGGAGCAAUAGGAAUAGAAGUAUAGAAAAUAAGGACAUAGUGACAUGGUACACAUUGGGUUUUCAUCACGUGCCUUAUCAAGAAGAUUUUCCAUUGAUGCCCACAUUGAAGGGUGGAUUUGAGCUGAGACCUUCCAAUUUCUUUGAGAGCAAUCCAGUGCUCAAAGUUAAACCCCCUAAGGAUGUCAACAUGACCCACAUUGUCCUUUGA